AUUUUUUUUAACCCAAAAGUGAAAAUGUAGAAGUUUUCCGUUUAAAAAAAAAAUAGUUUCGUGAUCCGGUUGAAAUUUCCCAAAUUGGGAAAAUUCUCCAGAUGAAUGUUGUGGGCCCGUAGAAAGAUGAAGUGGCAAAAGGCAUCCGCAGAUCUUCUCUCGGAGAAGACUUUCCUCAUACUCAAGGACGACUUGGAAAUUCAAGCCAAGGAAUCGUCAGGAUGUCGAAAAAAGACGAUUUGUGUCGGAAACACGGGAACCUGGCCCCCGAAAUUGAAGAAAAAGCUUCUCUCGGACCAGCAGCAAGACGAGUCCCGGGAGAGGCCGAAGACGGGAAUUUUGGAAAAACCGAAUGUCUUGAACCCGGACCUGGUGGACAAAUUGGACAUGUCCCUUUUGAGCAAGGAGCUUUUCUCUGAUUCGGUGAGCCGGAUUCAGUUGGGUGGGGGUGCGCCCUCGCCCUCGACCUCGUCCUCCAGCUCAGCGAGGCGGCGACGGAGUGUGCCCCUCGACACGGAACAUCGGCAGACCCGGACAGGCUUCACUAGAAGAUCCACGCGCAAGAAACGUCCGGCUUUUCCGCAUUCGAGCGACGAUUUCGAUUUUUCCAGAGUCGACCUGACACACUUUGAACAAUCCUCUUCUCUUCAACUGCAGAAACUUCCCAAGUCAGGAAAAACUGUUAGGAGAUUGGACAACAAUAACAACGGAAAUGGAUCAUCCCUACAAAGUAAAAUUUCAAAUUCCUCGAAAUUAAAACAGAAGGGUGCAAAAAAUAAAAUUUCACCGGAUGUCGAACUGUUUACGAGAUUUAGUAAAAAAGCACCCGAGCCUUGCACUACUUGCGGACAUCCUGAUCAACCAGAACGUUUUCAUAGUCACCCGAAAAUACCGAUUCUUAAAAAUAGAACUGGGGCCAACCUUCAGAGAUUAAAUAAAAUUUCAGUGACGAAAAAGAGUGUCCAAAAACCAGUAGCUUUGAAUUUUCGAAGCGAUAGGAAUAAAAAAAAGAUGGAAAAAAAUUUGGCAGCAAAAGCAAUUUCGGAAAGACAAACCAAAACCCUCAGUCCUCUUGCUUCCAAAAAUAAUUCGGGUGGUCUUUCAAAAGCUGGAAUAAGAGGUUUUAAGACAUGCUACAUUUGCAGUCGGGAAUUUGGAACUGCCAGUUUUCCGAUUCACGAACCGAAAUGUUUACAGAGAUGGGAACGGGAAAAUAAAGCUUUACCACCAUCGCAAAGACGACCAGUUCCUCAAAGACCGGAUGUUUCUAUUGAUCAUCGAGACUGGAAUUCCGCAGCCUGGGAAAGGAGUCAAACUCAACUUGUACCGUGUGCCAUAUGUGGAAGAACUUUUCUUCCAGAUAGAUUAACUGUUCAUCAAAAAUCCUGCAGAUUGGAGUCAAAAAAUGGAGAGAUUGAGAAUCGAGAUUUAGACUCAAUCUCAAAUCCAAUUCGGGUAGGGUCAGGACCCCCAACUGUUGUUUGUGAAAUUUGCGGUCGAAAUUUUGGAACGAGAAGUAUCAAAAUUCACGAGCCCCAAUGUUUAAAAAAAUGGCAAAUCGAAAAAGAGAAAGCACCCAAAAAAAGUCCAUUGAUCUCUCGACCUGAAGUCGAAAUACCAUCAAAAAAAUCCUCAACGGACUCUGUAUGCACAAGAGCGUUCACGUGUUAUAUAUGUGAAAGAAAUUUUGGUUCUGCAAGUAUUGCCAUUCACGAGGCACAAUGUAUAAAAAAGUGGCGCGUUGAAAAUAAUAAAUUGCCAUUCAAUAAGAGAAGAAAGGAGCCUCAGAAACCUGAAGAAACUUUGUUACAUCAUUCGUCUUUGGCAAAAUCGUCCUUAAGUCCAGUUGAAUUGGCCGAAAUAACUUUUAAACAACAUCUUGUAAAAUUGGUUCCAUGUAAACAAUGUGGAAGAACAUUUAAUCCAGACAGAGUCGCUGUUCAUGAACGAAGCUGUAAAGGAACUCGAUGAAGAAUUUUUUUAAUUUAAUUUUUUUUGUUAUUCUCUUCAGUAAUUUGAAAAUAUUGAAUUGAGUGAACGAAAGAGUUGAGUUUAUAUUUUAAGAAACUGCAAGUGUCUUCUGUCUGCCUUCUAAUUUUUAUUUACAAGUAACCAUCAGUGCCUAUAAUCAUUAGAGUAUGUAAAAAAAUCAUUUUUAAAUUUUUGAAAUAUUAGCCAUUUUAUUAAAAAACAAAAUUUAACAACAUGCAUUUAUAAAAAAAAUGUUGCUUUUCUUAGCAGGGUAACUCUUAUUUAUAUUUGCAACUUACU
This is a messenger RNA of Belonocnema kinseyi, 2271 nucleotides long. RefSeq lists its product as uncharacterized. The coding region runs from base 106 to 1971 and encodes 621 amino acids. The transcript is spliced from 8 exons. NCBI's taxonomy places the organism in Eukaryota, Metazoa, Arthropoda, Insecta, Hymenoptera, Cynipidae. The record is from RefSeq and is a predicted model, not a curated record.